AUGGUGAACUUCACUGCUGAGGAAAAGGGUCUCGUCAAUGGCCUGUGGAGUAAGGUGAAUGUGGAAGAUAUUGGUGGUGAAGCCUUGGGAAGGCUUCUUGUUGUGUACCCAUGGACCCAGAGAUUCUUUGACAGCUUCGGGAACUUGUCCUCUGCCUCUGCCAUAAUGGGCAACCCAAGGGUCAAAGCCCAUGGCAAGAAGGUACUGACUUCUCUUGGAGAAGCCAUUAAGAACCUAGACAACCUCAAGUCUGCCUUGGCUAAGCUCAGUGAGCUGCACUGUGACAAGCUACAUGUGGAUCCUGAGAACUUCAAGCUCUUGGGCAACGUGUUGGUGAUUGUUUUGGCUGGUCACUUCGGCAAGGAAUUCACGCCUGAGGUGCAGGCUGCCUGGCAGAAGGUGGUGGCUGGGGUGGCCAACGCUCUGUCCCAUAAGUACCACUGA
Messenger RNA from Peromyscus californicus insignis, 444 nucleotides. It is a transcript of the gene Hbe1, whose product is annotated as hemoglobin subunit epsilon 1. Gene Ontology annotation, cellular component: haptoglobin-hemoglobin complex; hemoglobin complex; blood microparticle. Gene Ontology annotation, molecular function: peroxidase activity; haptoglobin binding; heme binding. Gene Ontology annotation, biological process: hydrogen peroxide catabolic process; oxygen transport. The transcript has 3 exons. The record is from RefSeq and is a predicted model, not a curated record. NCBI's taxonomy places the organism in Eukaryota, Metazoa, Chordata, Mammalia, Rodentia, Cricetidae. The coding region runs from base 1 to 444 and encodes 147 amino acids.